AUGGCUCCCACCAAUCCCGGGCUGAAGCACCUGUCCAACGCCCUAGCGACCCCCGACCAGCUAUCAAACUCCUCGUCCUCGAUCGAUGGUGUCCCAGCUGAUCUCGAAACCUCGAUCCGCUGUGCAGGUGCCCAGCUCACUCAAUCUGCGGGCAUUCUCCUGCACUUGUCGCAGGAUAUCAUUUCGCAGGCCAUUGUGCUUUUCACGCGUUUUUGGCUCGGAGCUGAUGGCGGCAGCUUGCGAAUCUACUCAGUGAAGGAUGUCUCAGCUGCAGCUCUCUACCUAGCGGCCAAGCUUUCAUUCCUACCCACCUCCCCGCGCUCCGUGCUCAACGUUUACACCCUACUUCUCUCACGGGAUGCCUCGCCCUUGUGGUUUGUGAACCCAAAGGGUGCCCCUGAGGACCCUCCAGCUCCUGAGACCUACAUCUUGACAGAGGGCGGUUACCAAUCAGCCCGGUUGGUACUUCUUCGCAUUGAAUCGGUCAUUCUCCGCACUCUCGGCUUCGAUACGCAUGUCGCCCUACCACACACCAUUGCAUUGACUUAUCUUCAGACUUUGGGUGUGUCAAAGCCUGCUGUUGCUCAACGUGUCGUACAACACCUCAACACCGCACUGCUCUCGCCCCAACUGCUAUAUGUCACCCAUCAACCCAAUGCCCUAGCCGUCGCUGCCAUCUACCUUGCUGCGCGUGAGGUAGGAGUCAAGCUUGUUGACGGCGACUGGUGGGAAGUCUUCGAUGUUGAUCGUGAGGAGCUGGGCUUCUUGGUCGUGGGCAUGCAAAGUACCGAAGGGUUCAUGCGGGCCGAGGCCAGCCAAUGGAAGGACAAACUCAUUCCUAUGGUCCCGGAUGAGGUUGACGCUGAGCUUGAACGACGCCGAAUGAUGCAAGAGGGCGAAUGA
Messenger RNA from Penicillium antarcticum, 903 nucleotides. RefSeq names its product putative cyclin. Gene Ontology annotation, cellular component: nucleus. Bases 1 to 903 code for a protein of 300 amino acids. Lineage: Eukaryota; Fungi; Ascomycota; Eurotiomycetes; Eurotiales; Aspergillaceae. The record is from RefSeq and is a predicted model, not a curated record. The transcript is spliced from 2 exons. Gene Ontology annotation, biological process: regulation of transcription by RNA polymerase II. Gene Ontology annotation, molecular function: cyclin-dependent protein serine/threonine kinase regulator activity.